CAACUAGUGGCUUCGCCAUUUCGGAAUUGUUGCAACUGUCUAUUCUCACGGGAAGGAGCACGACUAGUACAACUUUGAGUCUUACAAAAGGUGUCAAAACAAAGAAAAACAGCCUUAGAAAUCCACUACAGGAGUGGUUGCCUCUAGGAGGACAAGUCUCUGCGAAGAACGUUAUUGAGGGUUUCCUUUGGGUGCUAGCAAAUUUUACGAAGCUUUGGGACUCUUACGAAGAGUAUGUGGAUGCAACCAAACUGGCCCUCAUCUCUGCUUACCAAGAGAGCUGUUUUGCCGCGAAUGGAAAGAAAUUUUUUACGGGAAAACAAAGAGCCGCACUCGGUGCUCUUUUCGACCAUUUGCCAAGCGGAAAGGCGACGCGAAAGAAUUUGGAGGAUGAAAAAGGACAAAUCGUGGAGCUUUUGAAACUUGGCGAUGUAGUUCGGGAUUACGACGAAAUGAUUCGGAAACGUAACUACGAUGCCGAGCGAAGUGGAGAUGCAGCCAAAAAGAGGAACAUUAAGGGUAGGUUGAAGGUGUUCCUCUUGCCGUGUGUUUUGCCUCUCCUAAGGGAGAAAGGCAGAACAAACGGGAAACAGAAACAGCAGAACCCUACAUCUAAGAACAGCCUGAAUAAGUUUCCGCCGAUCCAUGAUGUAUUGCGCAGAAAGUUUUUUGAUGGCCAAGAUUUUAAUCGUCUUUUCUUGAUUCGCAGGGGGGCUGAGGAGUUCUUUGACGGACUUGUUAAAAUCGAGAGAGUCCUCGAAGAGUCCCAGUCCGAUGAGGAUGAUGAGGAGCAUAAUCAUAAUCAAGAAGAACGAGGACCUGCAAGAAUGCCUCGUCCGGAAGACAGGUUGCUAGCGCAACUGCGGAUAAGGGCGAUUGAACUCCAUACCAUGCGUGCGACGUUGCUCGAGCUUUACAUUUCGAAUGUCCUCGGACAGAUUCAAAUUUUGAUCGAACGCAGACAGGAAAUACAAGCCGCGGCGCUAAUGCUGCAGCAAGCGAAGAAGCAUCUGGAUGAGAGAUGCAUGAAGAUAUACAACAUCAAGCACAACACGCAUAGUUAUGGUCAACAUUUAGUGUCCAUCAUUCUCGGCAUCUUGGUUCCCUUUUCCCUUGUAUUCUCGUGAAAUACAACAAGGUAAAGGUAGGGGUCAAGAUGAGGGGGCCGAGAUGCAAUCUAGCAGACCACUCUAACAUAGGCAGCAGAGAAGUCCGACAGAUCCUUGCCCUUCUCGUUGGACGAAGAAUAAACAUGAAGAUGUAGAUUUAAGUGCGAUGAACAUCAAGAAGAUGGUCGCGCAGUUCCUUCCUCCAUAUAUGAAUAAUAAAAAAAAUAAAAAGAAGGAGAUGAACAACAAACAAGACGUCCAGAUGUCGAAGCAGGACAAAGACAGUAAGACGAGUAAGGCAGUUGUAGUAGAGCACAUCGGGAAGCAAGUGACGACAGCCUACAGGACGGUGGACACUAAAUAUGGCUUGAACGAGGGGAAGCUGGGCAAUAUCCUUAGGAGACAAUUCUUCAGAAGUGGACAGCAGGUGGACGAAAAAAUGAAACAACUUCUCACCGGCCCAAAUUAUGAACUUGUACUAGUUGUACUUGUACUACAGCUACAACACUAUCUACUACGUACUUGAAUAACGAGAAGAACAAAGGCGAAGGUGCAUGAUGAUUCUCGAUAAGUUCUUGACUGAACACUUUCGAGGUCGUUAGCAGUUGCAGCCUCAUCUGCAUGAAUAACUACUCAUACAUUGUAACUUACUAGAAGUUGAUGAAGUAGAAGUAGAAAUUAGAAUAAUAUCUUAUCGUUAUCUACUUCUACUUUAGGAUAGAUAAUGAUAACUAACAGUAAUACUGGUGGAGCUGUAUGUUAGGAAGAAAAUGUGUUGUAUAUCUAACAUCCGGAAGCGUUGGCAGACGCAGAGCGUAAAAAGCUAGACGGGAAACUGCGGAAGGCAAUCACGAAAGGCCUUCUGUCGGAACAAAAAAAGCUCGCAGCAAAACAAGGUCUUUCCAAAGGCGGGAAAAAACCGAAGCUAACGCUGCCUGGCGCGGACGCUUUGAAGGAGUUGAACGUGUGCCAUAUCAAAAAACAGGGUGCUACAACAGGUGCUGCUGCAAAACAAGGUGUUCAUGAUGCAAAAGCUCAAGUCGAGAACAGAGGUGAUGAAGAACAGCGUCCGAUGUUGAUGGCUGAGAAAGUGUGUUUGGGAGAUGAAGAGGCGCAAGGUGAAGAUGCUGCUGCGCUAGCUGCUGAAGAGUACGGAUCGAGUCUGAGGAAGUACGUUUAUCUCGCACGGACACCAAAUGAAUUUAGAUUCUCUAAAAAUGAUGUUGAAGAUGAAGAAAGUGAACGACAAAAAAUGUCAACGAAGAUGGCCACAAUGCGGGAGGCGAUGGAGACUCUGUCGCUGACCAAGGACCAACAAGAUGAAAAAACUUCUGAAGAAGGUAUAAAAACUAUAACAGGAGAAGACAAUGAAGAAGAAGCUGACAUAGUUACAGAAGAUGAACAAGCUACAACAGUAGAAGAAGCUUCAACAGAAGAAGCUGAAAUAGAUGAUGAAUUGAAUUUGAUGGAUACGAGGCCCGAUCUUGAGAACCAGGCCGCGUUGAUAGAUAUCAUCUUAGGCGUCCUAGAUCUCUUGUCCUCAUCAAAGACUACGCGGAAGUAAGAGUUGUAUCUGCAUGCAUCUAGUGUUGAAAUAUUAAUCAAUCCAAAUCCUUUUCCUUAAUAUAGCAUGGCGAUGGCUGUAGCAACUACACCUUCACUAUAUCACUAUAAAAAGCCCAAGUCGUUUGUUGAACCGUUUAUCUUCAUUUUUCGUCAGGAAGAUGAUUUUGUUGACCUGUGAAAGAAGAUGCUAACGCUGGUGUCACCCUCAUCGUGCGUUUUUGUACGAAGAGUCCGCAUUUUCUUCAGCGCAAAUCCUUGGAAGACCUGGUGAGCCAUGCCUUUGGUCUUCAGCAUACGAAUGAAU
Molecule: messenger RNA, 2979 nt
Organism: Amoebophrya sp. A25
Lineage: Eukaryota; Dinophyceae; Syndiniales; Amoebophryaceae
Source: the annotation of a GenBank genome assembly